UUGAGCCGGAUUGGGUCGUUUCUCGUGACUGGUGGUGAAAUGGUGUGCCGGCUGGACGAGAACUAACCUGGGCAGGUUAACGUCAGGUGUAUUUAAAACAGCUUCAAGCUCAAAUAUUACAGGUAAAACCCAAGCGCUGCUUUCCACUGAAACCCAGCGGAGUAGCGACAGAAUCCACGUGAAUAUGGGGGAAGAAACCGAGAGCUCGGUGAAGAGAGAGAACCAGGACGUCAAGGAUGAAGAUACAGUGAAAUAUUACACUCGCGAGGAGGUGCAGAACCAUAACAUGAGCAAUGACACAUGGCUCAUCAUCCACGAUAAAGUUUACGAUAUCACACGUUUCAUGGAGGAGCAUCCAGGAGGUGAAGAGGUUCUGCUGGAGCAAGCAGGUGCAGAUGCUACAGAGAGCUUCGAGGAUGUGGGUCAUUCCACAGAUGCCAGAGAGAUGCUCCAGCAGUAUUACGUCGGCGAACUUCAUAUGGAUGAUCGAAAUAAAGUGUCAAAAAAGGAAGUUUACAUCACAACUUCCAAAGACUCCAGGUCAUGGAGCUCCUGGUUAAUUCCUAGCUUGGCUGCUGUGCUCGUGGGCUUCAUGUACCGUUACUACAUGUUGGAGCACAGAUCCUCCUGAACUCCUGCAAACUUUGUCACUGAUCUAUAUUUCUCUUGUCUGGAGGCCUUGACUUGUUUGAGUGAGUGAGUCCGCAAGAUCACUCUCUAAACUCGUGCCCAUCUUCUCAUCUUUAGUUUCCACUCAACUGGCUAUUUGGAGAAGCUCCAAAGCCCAUAGGCUUUUCUUUUUUGCCCAAAUUCGCAGUUCUGUCUAACCUGCAGGACUUAACCUGCAGCAUUAUCUUGGAUACGCUUUCUGUUAUCAGAUUGUCUUGUUUUUCUUUUCUUUUUUUUUUUAUGUACUUGGAAAUGACUUCAACUCCUUUAAAUGAAUCUAGAGUGUAGUUGGAAAGAUCAGGUCCUUCAGGGAUGUUCCAGCUUUUGAUAAUGGAUUUUAAUUCACUGAUCAUUUUGACAAAUCACAUGUCCACAGCCUUCACAUAGCUGCUUAUUUAUGUUUGUCAGUGAAUUGCUUUGGGGUUAUUACCUAAGGAUUUUGACCAAAUGAUUCAAGAAAGAUACAUCUCCAAAAGAAGAGAAUAGCAAGAGUCGACUCAUGCUAUUAAAAAGAAAUUGCUAUUUUAAAUAUAACAUGUUUAUAGGGAUAGUUUUCUGCCAUUGUCAAAUUUUGUCAAACUUGAAUGACUUUCUUCUGUGAAA
Carassius carassius (crucian carp) is the source of this 1272-nucleotide messenger RNA. RefSeq names its product cytochrome b5-like. Lineage: Eukaryota; Metazoa; Chordata; Actinopteri; Cypriniformes; Cyprinidae. The transcript has 5 exons. The coding region runs from base 185 to 631 and encodes 148 amino acids. Gene Ontology annotation, cellular component: membrane; intracellular membrane-bounded organelle. Gene Ontology annotation, molecular function: heme binding. The record is from RefSeq and is a predicted model, not a curated record.